AUGGCGUUCAAGGGACCAGAGUGUUCAAUCUGUUAUGAACGUUACAAUGACGAAAAAAAAUGUCCUCGGCUUCUGAGUUGUGGACACAGCUUUCGCUUUAGCUGCUUGGAGAGACUACUCCACGGUAACAGCAUUGAUUGUCCCAAAUGCAGACAUGCAGUCGCAGUUCCUACUGGAGUCCAAGGUCUGUUAAAGAAUUUUGCGUUAUUGGACAUCGUGAAGGAAGCACCCAAAGAGCAAGCUGGACAUACAGAACAUACAGGCACGCACGGUUGUGAGGCUUGUGAUGAGAAACACCCCGCGACUUUCUGUUGCUUGGAAUGCAACGAAAACUUGCAAAACUGCAGUUCAGUUUCAUAA
Molecule: messenger RNA, 360 nt
Organism: Porites lobata
Lineage: Eukaryota; Metazoa; Cnidaria; Anthozoa; Scleractinia; Poritidae
Source: the annotation of a GenBank genome assembly